AUGCAAUUGCCCCGUAUUGAUUCCACGAUUCCACGCGGCAGGACGAGGGACAUGAUGGAAGAUGUGGCGCUGUAUGCGAUCGGGCUGUUCCAGGUGUGGUUCACUCCUUACGCCAAAGUAGAAGAAUCGUUCAACUUGCAAGCCUGCCAUGAUUUGCUCUACCACGGCGUGAACCUAACGCAGUAUGACCAUUUUGAAUUUCCCGGUGUCGUGCCACGAACGUUCCUUGGUGCGUUGCCCGUCGCCCUGCUGUCGUCUCCGUUCUUGCACUUUCUUCGCCCGUCCAAACCUGCCAUGCAGAUCCUGGUGCGCUCGUCCUUGUGGACGUUGUCAUUUCUUGCGUGGCGCACGUUCAAGCAAACGAUCUCAACACUCCACGGUUGCGACACCGGCGUGUGGUUCACCCUCGUGUCAAUGGUGCAAUUUCACGUUGUGUAUUACAUGAGUCGCACGUUGCCCAACACUUUUGCAUUGAUGCUGGUCUUUGUGGCGUACAGCUUUUGGAUGAAGAACCAGCCCAAGGCUUUUAUCGCGCUCAUGAGUAUUUCCACGAUUGUGUUCCGAGGUGAUACGGCUGUAUUGUUUGCUCCAAUUCUGCUCUCGAUGCUCGUCACUCGUCAGAUUUCGUUCGUCAUGACUAUUGCCACUGGUGUGCUGUCGACAGUCGUGGCACUUGCAACCACGAUCUUUGUCGAUUCAUUCUUUUGGCAACGGUGGCUGUGGCCAGAGGGAGAAGUCCUCUGGUUUAACACUGUGCUGAACAAAAGCCACGAGUGGGGCACCCACCCGUUCCAUUGGUACUUUGCGUCAGCGCUUCCUCGCAUCAUGCUCACGACCGUGCUGCUCUUGCCCCUCGGGGCCACAUCUCUGGGCUCAGUUGUCAGUGGCUCGAAGUCCAUUCCUGAGAUGAUCCAGACCUUGCGCGCCGCAGCUUUUGUGGAUUCCGCCACCUGCAAGUAUUUUGUUCCGGUCGUCCUGUACGUUUUCCUGUUCUCGUUUUUGCCGCAUAAGGAGCUUCGGUUUGUGCUGAACGCGGUCCCGAUGCUCAACUAUGUGGCCGCUGUUGGUGCAACGAAGGUCUGGCGUAAUCGCACCAAGAAUCGGUGGCCAGUGGUCGUCGCGCUCGGUAGUAUUGUCUUAACUCUGGCUGGAUCCGUUGUGUUCACUCUCGCGUCGCAUGCAAACUAUCCUGGCGGCGUGGCCUUUCAACGGCUUCACGAGCUUACUUCUACGGUCCAGCACAUUCCAAAGACGGUGCACAUCGACGUUGCAGCAGCCAUGACUGGCGUGUCUCGAUUCGGCGAGCAAUCGUCGACAUGGACGUACGUCAAGACCGAAGGGUUCAAUACGACGGCGCAUUUUGCGCCGUUCGACUACCUCUUGACGGCCGACCCGUCGCAUCCGUCCAAGAAGGUGCGAGGAUGUCGAGCGGACGUUUUCGUUUUACGGAGAUGCGUAGGAGUUUGUCGUGGUCGGUGUCGUCGACGCCUUCGACCGCGUUGACUUUCGUCGGUUGGCGAUUGUGACAAAGGCGCAUGUGUACAUCCUGCAACGCAUGGAAUUGUAAACCACGCCGUCGACCUGUCGUCGGUGGAAAUAGUCCACUUUAUCGUCGAUUAUCAAAAGGAUGUUUCUGCGUUUGAGGUGUUGCUAUCCCUACAAUGAAUGGCAACGAUAUACAUGCCGCGCUCGUCCAGACACACGUGCGAGCGAUCUGACAGCGUUCUUACCAACUGUCG
Aphanomyces invadans is the source of this 1739-nucleotide messenger RNA. RefSeq lists its product as hypothetical. The record is from RefSeq and is a predicted model, not a curated record. The transcript has 11 exons. Gene Ontology annotation, biological process: protein N-linked glycosylation. Lineage: Eukaryota; Oomycota; Saprolegniomycetes; Saprolegniales; Verrucalvaceae. The coding region runs from base 1 to 1503 and encodes 500 amino acids. Gene Ontology annotation, cellular component: endoplasmic reticulum membrane. Gene Ontology annotation, molecular function: alpha-1,6-mannosyltransferase activity.